GCUAAGAUGGCGGACCGGCGACGACGAAGGAGGCGCGCGUCUCAGGAUAGCGAAGAUGAGGACGAGUCUGCGUCCGGGUCGGAGAGCGGAAGGUCGGCUUCUCCCAGCACGAAGAGCCGCGCUAGAGUCCCCGAGCCGGGAGACCCUCCAGCCGGGCGCGUUGGCGCGAAAAGCGACGUCGAGUCCGAGUGUGAAAGUGAAGAUGGGGUAGGUGAAGCUGUCCUUUCUGACUACGACAGUGCUGAUCCGGAGGAGAACGGCUCGCACUCGGAGGGAGGAGAAGAUGAAGAGGAGGGUGAGCACUUCAGUCAAGAAGAUGCACACCCAGCUGCAGAGCAGAAAGCAGCAGCCAGUGCUCCUACUGAAGCUUUGGGAGAGGUUGAAGAAGCAGAAGAAGAGGUGGGGGAGGAGGAAGAGCAAGAAAUAAAAGAAGUGAAAGCUGAAGAGAAGGGCAACUUGGCAGGAGAGAGGCAAAGUGGAGAUGGUCAGGAGAGCACAGAUGAUCCUGAGAAUAAAUUAGCUAGCAAAGCUGGUCAGAAGUUGGAUGAUGAUGAAGACCGGAAGAAUCCGGCGUACAUCCCCCGAAAGGGCCUUUUUUUUGAGCAUGAUGUACGAGGCCAGGCUCAAGAUGAAGAAAGGCCUAAGGGCAGACAUAGGAAGUUGUGGAAAGAUGAGGGUCGCUGGGAGCAUGAUAAGUUCCGGGAGGAGGACCAGGCUCCUAAAUCACGUGAGGAACUGAUUGCUAUUUACGGUUAUGACAUUCGCAACGGUAAUGGUCCCAGCGACAACAGACCAUUCAAGUCCCGGAAGCCGAGGCAUCUUGGCCCGCUAAACCAAGAGUCCAAGCGUUACAGGGAUGGUGAAAAGCCACCACGUUCCUCAUGGCAUGGCCCAGCUCCCAGUGCCCGAAAUGACCCACCAGUAACAAUACCCCAGUCAAGUGUUCCUGCAGCUCCUCGUUCUCAGAAUAGGCCCUUUAUCCAGCCCCCUGCACGCACCUUCCAGAGCAGCCGUCGGCCUGAAAUAAGAAAUCAUCUUAAGGCCACAACACGACCUCAGGCUCCUGAAAUUGAGAGGGCACCCAGGCUCAAGGGCCGAGGUUCUCAUGGACCCCCUCAUCACACUCAGCGCAACACGCAAGACGAUGAAGAAGAGGAAGGCGAGAUUCCCACUGUAGCCACCACUUUCACUGCCCAUUACUAUAAAACUGAGCAGGAGACAACUUCAUCUCCGCAGAAGGAAGACAGUGGAACAGUGGAGGAGCAGCAGUUGAGUACACCUGGCACUGUAAGGGAGGUGUCGCCACCUCCCGAGAGGCCAGUGGAGAAAAAAUCCUACUCUCUGGCACGCAGAAGCCGAGCCAGGACUUCGGACCUUAGCAAGCAGGCCUCUCUGGAAGAGGCAGUGCUCACUCCACAGGUUGUGCCUGCUGCUGUCAAGAGCGAAUCAUGGCAGGGACAGGGUGACACGGGCACACAGAGUGGCCUAUCAAGGCUUGAUCAGGGUCUAGCCCGUCUCAGUCUGGGUGGGCAAAGCUGGGGCCAGAAUCCACCCUCAUAUCUUCGGCCUGAGAUGAGAGGCAUCCCUAGUUCUAUACAUAUGGGAGGUGGACCACCGCAGUAUGGCAACAUGGAGGACAUGGGUGUCGGUGGUGGCAGGGCUAAACGGUAUUCAUCGCAGAGGCAGAGGCCAGUGCCUGAACCAGCGCCAAUGCAUAUAGGGCUCAUGGAGGGCCACUACUACGAUCCUAUGUCAUUUCAAGGACCAAUCUACACACAUGGUGACAGUUCUGCUGCCAUGCCACCACAAGGGCUGCUGGUACAACCAGAACUUCACCUGCCCCACCCCACACACCCCGGCUUGCAUCCACAUCAGUCAGGAGGACCGAUUCCUAAUGCUGCGCUCUAUGCUGCUCCACCCGUUUCUCUGUCCCCGGGACAGCCACCCCCACAGCAACUUCUGGCUCCACCCUUCUACCCUCCACCUGGAGUCAUGACAUUUAGCAACACCAACUACCCUUACCCUGCUGGAGCUACACUACCCCCCAUGUACCCCAAUGCACAGGCUCAGUCACAGGUGUAUGGUGGAGUGACGUAUUUCGACACAGUACAGCAGCAGGCUCAACCCAAACCUUCUCCACCACGUCGCACUUCACAGCCAGUCACAGUCAAACCUCCCCCACCAGAGGACCAGGGCAGAAAGGCUAGUGAAGAAGUGCGCUCCUAGCUGCUGCUAAAAGAAGUGACCAGGACCAGCACCACUUGUGGAUGAAAUAUUUUUUUUGCUUUGUUACAUCUCUUUCUUUCUUUUGUUUUUUGUUUGAUUUUAUUCAUUUCAUCACGCAUGUCGACAUUUACUCUCAUGCAGGGCCCUCCUUGCGACUCAUGUUUCAAUCACAUUUUUCAUUACCUGAUUUUUCUGCUGCUUCACUCUCAUCAAGGCAUGUAUUGUUUCCUGAAGGAAAUGUACUGUAAAAUAUACGUUUGGCCGAAAUCGAGAGGGGCUUCGCUGCUAUUAAUCACCAUCAUAAUCAUUAUCAGUAAUCAUCCUGUGUUGUACUAAUAAUCCAGACCAUAAUUUUGGAAGGGGAAAAGGCAGAUUACAAACACUUUCAUUUCGUGCAGCAUUUUGAAUAAACGUCAAAUUGUCUGCCAGAAAUGCAAUACCUACUUGUUGCAAACUGUAUCUGCAUGAUAAUUCCCAAAUGGAAUGUUUAACCAGUUAUGUAUUUUAAAGAAUACAGUUUGAAAGCAGGUCGCCACCAUAGAGUAACACAUUAGGAUGCUCAUUUCACAUUAAGUUUAAAAUAUGCAUGUAGUCUUUGGUUUCACAUUCAGCAUUAGAGGGCACUUUUCUUGGCCUGGCAGUCUAUGCAUCUGUUUUUUUUUUUUUGUUUUGUUUGUUUUUUUGUCCUUCUAGAUUUGUAUAGAUGUUUUUAUUAGUGACUAAAAUAAGGCAAUAUGUUUCAGCUGUAGUGCAUUUUCCAGACCAGUCAGUGAGGGCACGAAGCGUUGAGCUGUGGCAUGGGUAUGAUCUAUGUUAUUGGAUAAACUAAUUGACCAAAAAAAAUGCUGGCAUCCUAGUUGUCAGUGCUGAUUAUACAGAACUAA
Clarias gariepinus (North African catfish) is the source of this 3110-nucleotide messenger RNA. RefSeq names its product casc3 exon junction complex subunit (gene casc3). The transcript is spliced from 13 exons. Gene Ontology annotation, cellular component: exon-exon junction complex. Gene Ontology annotation, molecular function: mRNA binding. The record is from RefSeq and is a predicted model, not a curated record. The coding region runs from base 7 to 2226 and encodes 739 amino acids. Lineage: Eukaryota; Metazoa; Chordata; Actinopteri; Siluriformes; Clariidae. Gene Ontology annotation, biological process: mRNA processing.